UGGCGGGCCGCGGGUGUCGGCGGCCAGCGGCGCUUCCCGGUGCUGUAGUGCUGCCCCUCGCUGCUGCCGCCAGGAUGUUCGAGGCGCGGCUGGUGCAGGGCUCGGUGCUCAAGCGGGUGCUGGAGGCCCUCAAGGACCUCAUCACCGAGGCCUGCUGGGACCUGGGCUCGGGCGGCAUCAGCCUGCAGAGCAUGGACUCCUCGCACGUCUCCCUGGUGCAGCUCACGCUGCGCUCCGAAGGCUUCGACACCUACCGCUGCGACCGCAACAUCGCCAUGGGCGUCAACCUCUCCAGCAUGUCCAAAAUCCUGAAGUGCGCCGGGAACGAAGACAUCAUCACCCUCCGGGCCGAGGACAACGCGGACACGCUGGCGCUGGUGUUUGAAGCACCGAAUCAGGAAAAAGUUUCUGAUUAUGAGAUGAAGCUGAUGGAUCUCGACGUGGAGCAGCUCGGAAUCCCAGAGCAAGAGUACAGCUGCGUAGUGAAAAUGCCUUCCGCUGAAUUCGCACGCAUCUGCAGAGAUCUCAGCCACAUCGGUGACGCGGUUGUCAUCUCCUGUGCAAAAGACGGCGUGAAGUUUUCAGCUAACGGGGAGCUGGGAAACGGAAACAUCAAGCUGUCACAGACCAGUAGCGUGGAUAAAGAGGAAGAAGCUGUUACAAUAGAGAUGAAUGAGCCGGUCCAGCUGACCUUUGCUCUGAGGUACUUGAACUUCUUUACCAAAGCCACUCCCCUGUCACCUACAGUCACCCUCAGCAUGUCUGCAGAUGUUCCUCUGGUUGUGGAGUACAAGAUCGCUGAUAUGGGACACUUGAAAUACUACCUGGCUCCAAAGAUUGAAGACCAGCAGGAAGGCUCUUAAUCGGAGUGGGACUGAGCGGGAGGUCUGGUCGGCUCUGGAGGGGACAACCGAGUCGGGGGAGGCAGGGCAGUGUUAGCAGUUUCAGUGCGCUGGAGCAUCGAACGAGCACUGUUAGGCAUGUUGUGUAGAUAUCUCUGUAAAUAUUUCUCAACUGACUAUUUUGCUACGCUGGUGUCAUUGGAAAUAGGAAAUCUUGGUUUUUCUACUCUGUCCCUGUACUUUUUUUCCAAUAAUAUCUUAGGUGCUGUCUUAAGGUGAGAUACCCUGCUCCUCUUGCCUUGUGUUCGAGGAGGAGGGCGAUAUUUAACUUGGGUAAAGAUGUUUCCUCAGGUUUCGCCUGCGGAGCUGUAGUUGGCUAGGGUUGCUGUUCAGUUACACCACGAGUCUAUUUGUUACUUCAUUUAUUUUUGAAGCAGCUAUUCUAACUGAAACUUGGAAAAUGGAAAUAAAGAAUAUAAUUCAUGGGGUUUUAUCCUGUUUAAA
Phalacrocorax carbo (great cormorant) is the source of this 1346-nucleotide messenger RNA. The record is from RefSeq and is a predicted model, not a curated record. NCBI's taxonomy places the organism in Eukaryota, Metazoa, Chordata, Aves, Suliformes, Phalacrocoracidae.